CUUACCAGCGCUGCUGGUGCAGCUGAGGGCUCAAACGAGCCGACCAACCAGCCUGCUCUUGGGGCAGGCGGCAACACCUCAAAGGAAACUAUCGUUUCAGACAGUGCUGCGGGCUCGCCUUCACUUCCUCCCACUCCGAGGGAAUCGGUAAGCGACUAA
This is a messenger RNA of Protopolystoma xenopodis, 159 nucleotides long. Lineage: Eukaryota; Metazoa; Platyhelminthes; Monogenea; Polystomatidea; Polystomatidae. The record is from the annotation of a GenBank genome assembly.